UUCAAUUUGUGGCAUAGUUACUUCAAAUAUGCAGGAAAAUGCCAACGAUUACAUAGGAAACAGAAUGUGGACACAUAUCAAGAUGCUCUGAAGAAAAGCAACAACCCUUUUGAGGAUAGCCCUUUCAACAUCAUGACCAAAGACAAAGAAUCAAUCAUCAGAAGCUUUUGCUGUGUAUACAUUGUGACCUUAAUACUUGGAGCCAUGAUCCAGUUCUCUAAUGAAAGUGAAUUUGUGGUAGACAUGUCAAAAAUGAAACUUACUCUUGUUCCAAAAGACCUGCCACCAAAAACCAAAGUCUUAGAUAUAUCUCAAAACUACAUUUCUAAGCUUUACAUCUCUGACAUUAGCUAUCUCUUGGGACUAAAAGUUUUGAAACUUUCCCAUAAUAGACUCCAGUGCCUUGAUUUUAGCAUUUUCAAGUUCAACCAGGAUUUGGAAUAUUUGGAUUUAUCUCACAAUCAGUUGCAGAAGAUGUCUUGCCAUCUUAUCGCGAGUCUCAAGCAUUUAGACCUCUCCUUCAAUGACUUUGAUGUCCUGCCCAUCUGUAAGGAAUUUGGCAACUUGACACAACUAAGUUUCUUAGGAUUAAGUGCUACAAAGUUACGGCAAUUAGAUCUGCUACCAAUUGCUCAUUUGCAUCUAAGUCACAUCCUUCUGGAUUUAGAAAAUUAUAAUGCAAAAGAAAGUGGAACAGAGAGUCUUCAAAUUCUGAAUACAGAAACACUUCACCUUGUUUUCCACCCAAAUCAGUUAUUCUCUUUCCAAGUGAACAUAUCGGUUAACAGUUUGGGGUGCUUACAACUGACUAAUGUUAAAUUGAAUAAUGACAACUGUCAAGUUUUAAUUAAAUUUCUAUCAGAACUCAUUAGAGGUCCAACUUUACUGAAUUUUACUCUCAAACAUGUGGAAACAACUUGGAAAUGCCUGGUUAGAGUUUUUCAAUUUCUUUGGCCCAAACCUAUAGAAUAUCUCAAUAUUUACAAUUUAACAAUAAUUGAAAGCAUUGAUGAAGAAGAUUUUACUUAUUCUAAAACUGCACUGAAAGCAUUGAAGAUAGAGCAUGUUAUAAACAGAGUUUUUAUUUAUUCACAGACAGUGUUAUAUACAUUUUUUUCUGAGAUGAAUAUUAUGAUGUUAACCCUAUCAGAUACACCUUUUAUACACAUGCUUUGUCCUCAGACAUCAAGCACAUUUCAGUUUUUGAACUUUACCCAGAAUGUUUUCACAGAUAGUGUUUUUCAAGAUUGUUCCAAACUAGUUAGAUUGGAAACACUUAUCUUACAAAAGAAUAAAUUAAAAAGCCUUUACAAAGUAUGUAGCAUGACUAAGAAUAUGACAUCUUUGGAAAUACUGGAUGUUAGUUGGAAUUCUUUGGACUAUAAUAGACAUGAUGGAAAUUGCACCUGGGGUGGGAGUAUAGUGGUGUUAAAUAUGUCUUCAAAUAUGCUUACUGACUCUGUUUUCACAUGUUUACCUCCUAAAGUCAGGGUACUUGAUCUUCACAAUAACAGAAUAAGGAGCAUCCCUAAACCAAUCAUGAAACUAGAAGCUUUGCAAGAACUCAAUGUUGCUUCCAAUUCUUUAGCCCACCUUCCUGACUGUGGUGCUUUUCGCAGC
Suricata suricatta (meerkat) is the source of this 1620-nucleotide messenger RNA. RefSeq names its product toll like receptor 6 (gene TLR6). Gene Ontology annotation, molecular function: Toll-like receptor 2 binding; transmembrane signaling receptor activity; lipopeptide binding. The record is from RefSeq and is a predicted model, not a curated record. The transcript has 2 exons. The annotation marks the transcript as partial. Gene Ontology annotation, biological process: inflammatory response; cellular response to diacyl bacterial lipopeptide; toll-like receptor signaling pathway. NCBI's taxonomy places the organism in Eukaryota, Metazoa, Chordata, Mammalia, Carnivora, Herpestidae. Gene Ontology annotation, cellular component: Toll-like receptor 2-Toll-like receptor 6 protein complex; membrane.